Molecule: messenger RNA, 1551 nt
Organism: Penicillium macrosclerotiorum
Lineage: Eukaryota; Fungi; Ascomycota; Eurotiomycetes; Eurotiales; Aspergillaceae
Exons: 6
Coding region: 1-1551 (516 amino acids)
Biological process (GO): protein deubiquitination
Molecular function (GO): cysteine-type deubiquitinase activity
Source: RefSeq, a predicted model, not a curated record
AUGGCAAACCCCAAACCAGGGACUCUCGAUUCCUUUCAUCUCUUAUCUGAAGCUGCAUUUGGCUGCGAACAUCUUGCCACCACUUUGAAAGAUGGAUCGGCUGCUGGUCAGUUCAAGAAUGGCUACCGCAAGCACUAUGAUUCGCUGGCACCAUACACCAAGCCUGAAGCCGUUGCGGCGCCGGCGACGGGCUUGCGUACAAUAGCAUCCCUGAAGCCGAAGUAUCACUGUUUGAACUGCUCGGAAAUUUGUCUGAACAGCGAACGCAAUGCACACACUAAGAAGACUGGUCAUCUAUUUUGUAAGUCCUGCCUGUUUUUACAAGCCCCCGGGAGAGUCGGCCCCGGCGUUAAUGCCAAGUCUUCAGAUAUGGAGUCGCGCAAUCGCUUCGUUUUUUGUGAGAAAUGUGCGGAUUUCAUUUAUGACCACGGCCUAGAGAGGCUUUGUGGCCCUACUGGCAAGUUUGAGCUUCAAGAGGGCAAAGGCAAAUGGCAUAAUGACUCGGCAUCUGAGCUUUAUGUCAAGACCAAUGCCAAUAAGAACCCCUGCUCCCGCCGUGGUGCUCGCGGCGUGUGGAAUAUGGGGCAGACUUGCUACCAGGCAGUCAUUCUCCAGGCUCUCCUGCAUGACCCUACACUGAACGCCUAUUUCCUCGCUGGAGGCCAUGAUAUUCACACUUGCAGUAGAAACUUUUGCAUGGCCUGCGCUGCCACGGAGGUAUUCAUGGAUUUUAAUAGUGGCGAGAAGACAGAUGCUGUCUCGGCUGCGACCCUACUCUAUCAUGGAUGGGAUGCAUCACGGGAAAUGGCGGGAUACCGCCAGCAGGAUGCCCACGAGUACUUCCAAUUCUUAGUUAACGCCCUUCACUCCUGCACUCCCGGACACUCGGAGAGCUACGAGAAGAAAUGCGAGUGCUUCUUCCACCGUACCUUCUACGGCGAACUCCGCAGCAGUGUCAUGUGCCACAAGUGCGGCAAAACCACCCACACCUACGACCCUAUGGCGGACCUGAGCCUGGACGUCCAGUUGCAGAACAAGAAGCGCAAGUUGGGCAGGUCCAGUGCCACCUCGAGUGCGACUCUGACCAGUUGCCUGGAAAGCUUCACUGCCGUUGAGGAUCUCCUCGCCGACGCCCAAUACCAUUGCGAGAAAUGCGGCAAUACCCCCCAGCGCGCGUCUAAGCGCCUCCAGAUCCGAAAGCUCCCUGCCAUCCUCUGCAUGCAGCUUAAGCGCUAUGAGCACAACUCAAUGUCCUCGGAGAAGAUGGACGGUCACAUUGACUUCCCCAUCACCCUGAAUAUGCUUCCCUACACUGUCAAGAAGGACAAAGAGCGUGUCGAUACUUCCAAGUACAUCUACGACCUGUCCACAGUCAUAGUGCACCAGGGCACGAUGGACACUGGGCACUACUUUGCCUAUACUCGCCUAGGAGAAAAUAAGUGGGUGUUGAUGGACGACAACAAGGUCACCGUCGCCAGCGUGGCCGAUGUUCUGCGGCAGGAUGCCUACCUGCUGUUCUACAGUAUUCGCUCGGUGGAUUGGGAAAAGUGA